GAAGGCCUCAUCCUGCUCAUUAGUCUCCUCCGCGCAUCUCCGCCUCCACUGCGCAGGCGCACAUCCUCCAGGACGCAGAGAGAGAGAGAGCUCAUCCACAGAGAACAGACAGAGGGGGCAAGAUGGCCCUCGAUAAUCUCAUCUUCGCCCAGUGCAUCCUCUAUUUCUUAGCCUUCGUGUUCGGCUUCAUCGCCGUGGUGCCUCUGUCGGAGAACACGGAGGACUUCGGCGGGAGGUGCCUGCUGUUCACGCGGGGGAUGUGGCAGAACGAGAACAUCACGGUGUCGAAGCAGCGCUUCAUCGUGGAGGAGUGGGGUCCCGAGUCCUCCUGCAGCUUCAUCACUUUCGUCGGGAUCGCGUCCCUCAUCCUGUCCGCGGUGCAGGCGUGGAGGCUGCUCUUCUUCCUGUGCAAAGGACACGACGACUCCAUCUUCAACGCCUUCCUCAACCUGCUGAUCAGCUCCCUGGUGGUGUUCACAGUCUUCCUGUCCAGCACCAUCGUCAGCGUGGGCUUCAACCUGUGGUGCGACUCCAUCACUGAGGGGGGGACCAUGCCCAGCAGCUGCGAGGACCUGCAGGACACUGAUCUAGAACUUGGCCUGAACAACUCUGCUUUUUAUGACCAGUUUGCUAUAGCUCAGUUUGGCCUGUGGGCUGCCUGGCUCACCUGGCUGGGCAUCGCAGUGAUGGCGUUCCUCAAGGUCUACCACAACUACAGACAAGAGGACCUGCUCGACAGCCUGAUCCACGAGAAGGACUUGCUGCUCGGUCGCUCUGCGCGCCACAGCUCCGACCUCAAGACCGGCCUCAUCUARAAAAAAAAAAAAGCCAGAUGAUGUGCAGACACAGUUAUUCACACCAAACCGUAUAUCAUCAUCCUCCACCUGCCACAAGAAACACCGAUGUUUGCCUGUGUAGACAAUCAAAAUCUAUUGGCUUGUGCUCCCAUUGACCAUGGAUUGAAUGAAACAGCAGGUUUUAGCUUUGUUCUACAGAGAUGAUAGAUUCCCCCUCAGAAAUCUACCAGUGAUUGCUAAUCCUCAAAGUGUCCUGCUAUAUUCUACCACUGUGUGCACACACAACUAUAGCCUUUGAUAGUAUUAAAACCAUCCAGUGGAAAUGUACACCCACUUUUUCUCAACUCAUGACUUUCUAUUUAGCAGCAGAGUAUUAAUGGCUUUGGACGGAUCGGCCGAUGGAUCACGUUGUCUCGACAACUUCUGCAUGGACGUAACGCAUGAUCAUUUCAUAGGGUGGUUUUUAGAUGUAAAGAAUUGUCCUUUUGUUUUAUACGCCAAAUAAAUGUGUUCCUAUCUAGACAUUUUUUUCUCUGCUAGGAUGAAGUGAGAGGUCUUUGCAUGCUGCAGCAAAGUCAAAUGGUGUGUGCUUUUUGCAGUGUAUUCACAACAGUUACAUAAGGGUGUUUUUAUAAAAAACCGACAAACUGUAGUUCAGGACUGUCAUGUAUCAGCCAGCAGGUUCCAAAAAACGCUUCAAGCUAUUUAUGUGAGAUUAAAAAAAGAUCCGAUCUUGUGCCACAUUGUAACUCAGGCUUCUCC
This is a messenger RNA of Paralichthys olivaceus (Japanese flounder), 1559 nucleotides long. Its product is annotated as transmembrane protein 179. NCBI's taxonomy places the organism in Eukaryota, Metazoa, Chordata, Actinopteri, Pleuronectiformes, Paralichthyidae. The record is from RefSeq and is a predicted model, not a curated record.